Colletotrichum spaethianum is the source of this 891-nucleotide messenger RNA. RefSeq lists its product as uncharacterized. The transcript has 2 exons. The record is from RefSeq and is a predicted model, not a curated record. Lineage: Eukaryota; Fungi; Ascomycota; Sordariomycetes; Glomerellales; Glomerellaceae. The coding region runs from base 1 to 891 and encodes 296 amino acids.
AUGAAGGAAGGGGAGAAGUAUCUCAACAUGGCGCACCACCACCAGGACCAGCGCCAACAACAGUAUGAAUCGGGCCUCGAAGUCGCCGACACCCAGGGCCCAUGGCACCGCAACGACAUCCCCCUGCCCGAGAUGACGCCCUACAUCCACGUUGACGCCAAAACCGCGACAACGCCGCAGGUCGCCGACGACCCGGCAUCGUGGCACCACUACUACAAGCAGAACCCGGGCCUCGAGGUCGUGUCCUCGCCAUCCGUCACCACGCCCGGCGGCUACGGAGGCACCACGGCGGCGGCAUACAGCCAAGACUCCGGUUCGGCGUACGGCGCCAACGGACAGCAGCAUCCCCCGGGCUACCACCACCCGUCACCGGAUGCAAAGUACGCCGAUGCGGAGGGGCGGGGGAAGAUGUGCGGCGUGCGGCGGAAGCUAUGCUACAUCAUCAUGGGCGUCGCGAUAGUCCUUGUCGUGGCGGCCAUCGCCAUCGGCGUCGGGGUGGGCUUGGCAACCAGGCGGCAGUCGGAUUCCGACAACUCGUCGUCAGACAACUCAACAACCCCGGAAUCAACAAAAACAGCAAACAUCGUCUGCCCCGCCUCGGACAACGCGACGUAUUCGGCGCAGGACGCGCCCGCCCGCCACUUCCGCCUCAUCUGCGGCCACGACUACAACGCGGACGCGGGCGCCAUCGACCUCACCUCGGCCAACGCCACCACCAUGGCCGCCUGCAUCGACCUCUGCGCCGCAAAGUCCGACUGCGUCGGCGCCGGCUGGGGCGUCUACUACGGCGACCACAUCUGCUGGAUGAAGAGCCGGCUCGGCGAGAUGAACACUUCGGGGAACUGGAUCUUCGCCGUGGACGUCAACAAGACGUCGACGACGUCGACAUGA